Helianthus annuus (common sunflower) is the source of this 522-nucleotide messenger RNA. RefSeq lists its product as uncharacterized. Lineage: Eukaryota; Viridiplantae; Streptophyta; Magnoliopsida; Asterales; Asteraceae. The transcript has a single exon. The coding region runs from base 1 to 522 and encodes 173 amino acids. The record is from RefSeq and is a predicted model, not a curated record.
AUGUACCUUCACUCAGGGUUCUUACCUGAAAACAAAGCAGAGGCCAGGAAGAUACAACACAAAGCAGAACAUUAUCAAAUGUCUGAUGGCAUCUUAUACAGAAGAACUUACCUAGGACCCCUACUUCGCUGUGUAGACCUUGAAGAUGCUAAUUACUUGAUUCGUGAAGUACAUGAAGGGAUUUGUGGCAUCCACGCGGGUCCUAGGAUGGUAGUUGCAAAGGUGAUGAAUGCGGGGUAUUAUUGGCCAGGGAUGCAUUUAGAUGCAGUAAAGGUGUUAAGAAAAUGUAACGGAUGUCAGAGGCACGCGCCUAAAACUCUACGACCAAAGAACGAACUAGUCCCUAUUACGACGGCAUGGUUGUUUCAACAAUGGGGAAUCGACAUGGUUGGUCCUUUUCCCGAAGCCCCAGGCGCAGUAAAAUUCAUUAUAGUCGUUGUGAUUUUACUAAAUGGGUGGAGGCGAAAGCUUUGGCAUCAACAACAGCAACAGUGGUUCGAAGGUUUAUCUGGGAACAGAUAA